Molecule: messenger RNA, 8474 nt
Organism: Pipra filicauda (Wire-tailed manakin)
Lineage: Eukaryota; Metazoa; Chordata; Aves; Passeriformes; Pipridae
Gene: BCOR
Product: BCL6 corepressor
Exons: 15
Coding region: 2345-7642 (1765 amino acids)
Biological process (GO): negative regulation of transcription by RNA polymerase II
Cellular component (GO): nucleus
Molecular function (GO): protein binding; transcription corepressor activity
Source: RefSeq, a predicted model, not a curated record
GAGGCAGGUUAGUGCUUGCAGGCGCUUUUCACAACUGGUUUCGCACGGCGGCAUCGCUGCGGAACCGCGUGUGCGCUGCGCGUCUCACUCCCGCCCCCCUCCCCCCUCUCCCCGCGCCUCCCCCCCUCCCUCCUCCGUGCAUCACCGUCUAUAUUUAGCCGCAAAUGGCUUUAUCGGCCAGACACCUCCCGGAGGAAAUGCCGUGCGCGCUCCGGCUGCCGAGCCCCGAUCCGCGCCCCGCCGCGCAGCGCGGCGGGGGCAGCCGGGGGGGCUGCGGCGCCCCGAGACGCGCCGACGGUGGCCCGGUGGGUGACGGGCGGGGAGGACGAGUACGAGGAGGAGGGAGGGAGGAAAAGAGAGACGUGUCCUCGGUUUCCUCCGUGCGCUGGGGCGCUCAGUCUGCCGUCGAGGUUGCAUAACGGGACCGGCUGCGCCCUCCCCCGCGGAAGCUGAGUAUAAAUAGGUGCGGUGCCCCCCACGCCCCCGCCGCCGUCGUUGCAGCGCGGAGGGCUCGAGGAGCUGCCGGCGUUUGGCCGAGCCGCUGAAGUCCCCUGCGAGCCAGCAUCCCCGACGGGCUGCUGCCUGCGGGGAAAAAGAGGGGGGAGAGGGAUGGGGUGUGCGAAGAGUUAAGAGUCUGCUGCUUGUUACAAUGAAAUUAUGGCUGGCAGUGGCGCCGUUUCUCGUUCAGCAGACCUCCACUUUUAAACAGUUCACAAGAAGUUCAUCAGGGAGGCGAUGAUUAUAACUGCACACAUGCGCACCCAGGGCGGGCAGUGACAAGGGGUGGCUUUGGGGAAGGGACUGGCAGCCGUCGAGGGCGCGGGCUCUGACCAGUGCCCAGUGGCCCCCAGGGCAUCCCACCACGUCCCUGCGACCUGAUGGGCUUUGCCCUUGCUUGGGUGGUGGGACAUGGAGCCUCCAGAUUACCCGUUGUGGCUGGGGAAGCUCUCGGCCCCCUGUGCAACUUCAGCCUUUCGCUAUCUGCACGUGUCAGGGGAUUGAUGGGCUCUAAUUCAGGCACUGCGCCUUAUCUUAAUGAUACACUUCCACCGAGGAAACCAGGCCGGGCACAGGCGGCCUCUCCGAGGAGAACGGGGCACAGGGAGCAGGACCAUGUGCCACCGAGGCCCUUCUCGGAGCUGGUGUCGGUCCCUCACAGAUAAGGCAGCACAUGGGGUGGCUACUAACCUUACGUAAAACCCUAAAUCACUCUCUCCAUGCUGCUGCUGCCUCUAUUGAAAACAUUACGAGCGGCGCAUCUGGAAACCAGUAAAUCUGUCCAGAAAACGUCUUUCCAGUGAAAUAGCUCCUUUUGAAUGAUAGUGCGCUAUCUAACCUCCACGGAUUUUUGUUUCCUCACAGCAAUUUGUGCGGACUUCAUUAGGGAAAGCUAACCGUUGUGGAGAGAGGAGGGUCAACAUGCCAUUUCAUUAAUAUACAUUUGUUCCAGACGUGGAGUUUUGCACAAAAGGCCUCUCUGAAGAGAGAAAAAAGUGUUGGGGAACAAGGCUUUCCUGCCGUUUCAGUUCUUAAACCCCUCUGAACCGCGCGUGAAGUAUUGUGUUAAAGGCCCAAUCUGGGCUUCUUCCCCAUUAAAUGCCAAAGUGAUCAUUUGCAUAUUUUGUAGUCUGACAAAGGAUAUGAGUUUGCUGGGGAAGCAUGGAUGCUUUGGGAGACGUUAAGCAUUAAACUCCCAGUGGUCAAUCACCCGUUACUGGUUUGUGUGUGUGUGUGUAAAAGGAGUAUCAUGCCUCCUGCUUAAAGGCUUCUAUUUUUGUGAGAGAGGAAGAGCUGAGGGAUAUCCUGUGCAUUAAAGGCUCCCCCUACUUAUUAACCCAGCAUUUAGCAGCAGGAUGCAGGCUGAAGCUCAGUCAAAAGAAACGACUCAACCUCCGAAGAGCAAUUAAAAUCUUGCACUGGAAUAAAUCAUGCGCCGUGAUAAUCCUGUUAAUAAAACGCAGCUUGUCCUGACACUUCGCUCAUGCAGCAAACUAGAAUUUAAUGUGAGCGGAGGUGGCAUUAGGCAGGGUAGAGGGGAGGAAAAGCCUUUCCCUCUCUGCUGCUGGACGCGAAAAUGUGGUUACGUUUCACCUGCCUCUCCGGCUGCACAUGGCGCCGAUCCUCUUGGACUGCUAAUACUUCUCCAGUGAGCCUGCUAAUGAUUUCUUUCCCUGGAGUGAGCAGGCAUCAUUGAAUUACCGAAAGCACUCGCAGCAGCAGCAGCAGCAACAGCAGCAGCAGCAGCAGCAGCAGCUCCAAUGCAGAAGCCACCAGGGCUCCGCACUUAAUCAAAUCAAGGGAAUAUAAAAUUGUGAAGAAAAGCGGUGAUUUUUAAGAAGACGUCAUGCUUUCUGCAACUCCCCUGUAUGGCAACGUUCAUAGCUGGAUGAGCAAUGAAAGGGUCCGCAUGUGUGGAAUUAAUGAAGACAGGAAAAUUCCAGUUAAUGAUGGCGAUGCACCGAAAAGCAGACUGGAGUUGAGGGAAGAAAAUCACCUGAAUCACAGUGUGGUGGAUGCGACUACAGCACAUCGCAUUGACAGUCUCGCAGCUCUGAGUAUGGACAGGUCUGGCCUCAUGCGAGAAGGACUCAGAGUCCCCAGUAUCUAUUCCAGCUUGUGCGGACUUGGCUCGGAAAAAUCACGGGAUGCUACGAGUUCGAUAGCUGGCCUCGGAUUUACUCCUGAAAGAAAUCCAGAGAUACAGUUUAAGUCUAAUCCUCCCGAAGCGGUAGAAAGCGCAGCUGUCUCUGGAAAAGCCCCGAAUGGCUUCAGCGCUAUUUACAAAACGCCACCUGGAAUACAAAAAAACUCUGUCCCGACGGGGGAGACGCUGGGUUUGGACCGAGCUGCGGGUGACAGGCAGAGUCCUCUCGGUGUCAAUGGUGCUAGUUACCUAAGGCUCCCCUGGGUAAACCCCUAUAUGGAGGGCGCAACGCCUGCCAUAUACCCUUUCCUUGACUCACCAAAUAAGUAUUCGUUGAACAUGUACAAGGCAUUGCUACCUCAGCAGUCCACCUACAGCUUGCCACAGCACCUGGCUUACUCACCUGUAUGUACGAACGGUGAACGUUUUUUAUACCUGCCUCCCUCCCACUACGUUGCUCCUCACAUCCCUUCGUCGCUGGCGUCGCCCAUGAGGCUCUCGACUGCUUCGGCUUCACCGGCAAUCCCACCUCUGGUGCACUGUCCGGAUAAGAGCUUGUCGUGGAAGAUGGGUGUGAGCCCAGGCACCCCUGUCGACACGCACGCCUACCCCCACAUCCAGAGCAGCAAGCAGUCCCGCGUCCCCGCUGCCAAGCCGGCCCCUGCCAACAUGCCGGCAGAUCCCGCGCUCCUGCUGCCACACUCGCCCCGGCCGUCCCCCCGCCUCCCUCUGCCCGCCCAGGUGGGGGAUGCCUACACGGAUUUCCACAAACACUUCCCUAGGAUCACCACCUCUCCCUCCUCCGCUGUUACUCUCCCAAAGCCCUACGUGAACGUUGGUGGUGAAUUUCCACCCUCUCGCCUCUCCAAUGGGAAGCUUCCCAAAGGCAGCGAUGCUGGUGAGGCACCCCCACCAUCUGCUCCCCAUGCACGGAAAGCUGGCCACGACCGGAAAGACGGCAGGUCUCCCCCGCUCCUGGAAAAGCAGACCCCAACUAAAGAUGUCACCGACAAACCCCUGGACUUGUCGGCGAAAGUGGUUGAUGCAGAAACUGCUGGCAAGUUGGACCAUGGUAAGAAAAUUAUGCCAACAGUGCUGGUGCAUGGAAGAGCAGGAGGGGGGACGCACUUGCCUGGCAGUGACAUCAUUCAGAAAGAAACCAUUUCUCCCGGGAACAGCUGCCCCAUCUACAGGCCUGAAAUUAUCAGCACGGCACCAUCCUCCUGGAUUGUUCCUGGUCCCAGCCCCAGCGAGGAGGCUGGGAAGAAUGUCCAACUGAAAAACAAGGCACUGGACUGGGUUAUCCCACAGCCGCGGAGCUCCUCCUGCCCCAGGAUGGGUGGCACGGAGGCAGUCGUGGGCAGUGUUUCGGGGACGGUGUCAGCGGGAGGGCGGCCAGCGUCAGCAUCACCAGCUCCCAACGCCAACGCGGACUGUCCCAAGGUGGCUCGGAGCUCUGCGGAGAGCACUGCCUCAGUUAUCCAGCACGUUGGGCAGCCUGUCGCCACCCCUGCGAAACAGAGCAAUAAGGUGGCCAAAUCCUGUGGCCAGGAAGCCAACUUCAAGGCGAGUGAGACUGCCCUGGCCUCCAGCCCCAUCUUUCUGCCACCCAACGAGGCGUUUCGCUCUCCACCUCUGCCCUACCCCAGGAGUUACCUCCCGUACCCGGUGCCGGAAGGGAUAGCCAUCAGCCCUCUCACCCUCCAUGGGAAAGGACAUGUGUAUCCACAUCCUGUCUUGCUGCCCAACGGCAGCCUCUACCCCACUCACCUUGCUCCCAAACCUGGCCUCCCCUACAGCCUGCCAGCAGGGCGGGGGGAGUUCAUGACCUACCAGAACGCACUGGAAAUGGGGAUGGUGCACCCCAUGCUGCUGCAGCAUUCAGCUCUGGAGAUCAGUAAGGAGGAGAAGCCAGAAAGGAGGUCACGUUCUCACGAGAGGGUCCGAUAUGAGGACCCGUCUCUGCGGGGCCGGUUGCCAGAGCUCCUGGAGAGUGGCGGGAAGAUGCAUUUCGAAAUGCCCGGUGACAAGAGCAUGAAAUUGCACCAGAGCUCUGGCCAUAAUAAAAACUCGGCAAAAAGCGACAAACACCUCUUCCCGGAUCUUCUCCGAGACGAGCAAGAGGCUAAAAGUGAAGCAAACAUAACAAAAGCCAGCUUUGCCACGGAAAGCAGUAAUCAGACUAAUGACCCUACAAAGCACAAGGUAGAGCAGGCGCCGCAGCACAGAGAUUUUAUUGUAAUGAGAGAGGAGUUUGGAAGAAAUAACGAUCUUCAUGAAACCUAUAAUUUCAAGCAGGCCCAGAGUUCAUCAGUGUUCGGCUUAAGGAAAGAAGAUUUGUCUGUGAGCCAGCCUAAAGAGAGAGUGGCGGUCCAGCCUUCGCCCGUUUUCUUGGAAAGCACUCACGAGAGUGAUGCUCCAGCUCUGGCUUUUGGCAAGGUGCAGGAGGACGCGAAGCCAUUCUGCAUGGGGACCGCGCCGCCGAGCAUCGACACCAACCAGACCUAUACCAAAGACGGAGCCGAUGAUGCAGAAUCUGCCGAUGGCAAAAUACUGAAGCCCAAGCCGUCUAAGUUGGCCAAGAGGAUCGCAAACUCUGCCGGUUAUGUAGGUGAUCGAUUCAAGUGCGUGACGACUGAACUGUACGCCGACUCCAGCCAGCUCAGCCGGGAGCAGCGGGCGUUGCAGAUGGAAGGAUUACAAGAGGACAGUAUUUUAUGUCUACCUGCUGCUUACUGUGAGCGUGCAAUGAUGCGCUUCUCAGAGUUGGAGAUGAAAGAGAGAGAAGGCCAAACAGCUACCAAAGACUCAGAGGUCUGCAGAUUCAGCCAGGCAGACUGGGAAAACUUGAAAGGAAACAGUGAAAAGAAGCCAAAGUCUGUCGCUCUGGAAGAUGCCAUUGCUGACCAAAAUGACAAUGACAGAUGUAACUUUACUAGUACAGAAAACACCCGGGGUCAUUUUCUUGAAACUCCAGAGGAAAAAGAUCUCUCAAGUGAGAAAUGUUAUUUAGAGAGACAUUCUGUAUAUGAAAAAGCGGAAGACCAGCCAACAGAAGAUAUUGGCCAACAUUCAUGUCCACGUCUGGACAGGAAGCGUAAACACUCUGGUGAGAGAGUGCAAAAUGAUGGCAGCCAAAAUGAAAGCUUUGUGGAUGAACAGCAGGAUGAAGUUAUAUCAAGAGCAAAAAAGAAGAAGAACUCCAAAGAUGACUGGCCUGAGAGGGAAAUGACAAACAAUUCCUCUAACCACUUAGAAGAGCCCAAUUGUAAUGAGGUGACCAACCUGAAGGUGUGCAUUGAAUUAACAGGGCUCCAUCCCAAAAAGCAGCGUCACCUGCAGCAUCUUAGGGAACUAUGGGAGCAGCAGGUGUCACCAGAGAGAUCCCCGUCCGGCAAGUUGGGCCGGCAAAGCAGGAAAGAUUUAGCUGAGGCUGUUCAGCCAGAGGCCACUGCAAAGGUCAAAGACUUCACAGAAGAAAGGCACACCAAGAAAAGGUCAGAGGCCAAAAGCAAUAGAAGUUGGUCUGAAGAGUCCCUCAAAACAAGUGACAAUGAACAAGGCUUGCCCGUAUUCCCGGUGUCUCCGCACAUGAAGAGCCUUUCAUCCACCAAUGCAAACAGCAAAAGGCAGGCUCAGCCAAGCUGUACUCCAGCCUCGAGGUUGGCUGCCAAACAGCAGAAAAUUAAAGAAAGCCAGAAGACAGAUGGGCUGUACACAGACGAAGAGGAGGAUUUCCAACAUGCAUCUCUGCUGCAGAAAUACAGCGAGUGUGAGAAGCCAUCAGGGAAACGUCAGUGUAAAACAAAACACUUGGCACUGCAGGAGAGGAGAAGGAGGUCAUCUCUGACAGGGGAUGACACCACAGAUAUUGAAAAUGCUGAAGAUAAGGUAAUGGUAACGAGGAAAGUCAGGAAGCGACCGGAGCCUACUUCAGACUGCGACUCCUCGCCAGCCAAGCCGUACGAGCAGAAGCCGUAUGAUCGCCUGCAGCAGACUCCCUCAUUACUACCCGUCUCACAGCCCUCGCAGCUGCCGAUUGCCAGCCCCCCUCAGGAGACCACCCCGAGCCGGCCGAUGCCGCCCGAAGCGCGGAGGCUCAUUGUCAACAAGAACGCAGGGGAGACGCUGCUGCAGCGGGCGGCGCGCCUGGGGUACGAGGAAGUGGUUCUGUAUUGUUUGGAAAACAAGGCGUGUGAUGUGAAUCAUCGUGACAACGCGGGUUACUGUGCCCUGCACGAGGCCUGUGCCAGAGGCUGGCUGAGCAUCGUGCGGCAUCUCCUCGAGUACGGCGCCGAUGUCAACUGCAGCGCUCAGGAUGGAACCAGACCAAUCCAUGACGCCGUCGAAAACGACCACUUGGAAAUCGUCCGCCUGUUGCUGUCUUAUGGUGCUGAUCCAACACUUGCAACCUACUCUGGGAGGACCAUCGUGAAAAUGACCCACAGUGAGCUCAUGGAGACCUUCCUCACAGAGUAUUUAACUGACCUGCAAGGUCGAAGUGUUGAUGACCCUGGUUUGUACUGGGAUUUCUAUGGCAGCUCUGUGUGCGAUCCGAAAGAUGAAUCUGGAUUUGACGUCUUGGCAAAUCCUCCUGGCCCAGGUGAUGAAGAUGAAGAUGGAUUUAGCGAUGUGUUUGAAUUUGAAUUUUCAGAUGAGCCUCCCUUGCCGUGUUACAACAUUCAAGUGUGUCUCUCUCAGGGACCACGAAACUGGCUUUUGCUCUCGGACGUGGUGAAGAGGCUAAAAAUGUCGUCUCGCAUCUUCCGCUGCAACUUCCCCAAUCUGGAAGUCGUCACCAUCACGGAGGCAGAGUUUUACAAACAGACUUCCCUCAGCCAGUUGUUCUCUUGUGCUACGGACCUUGAAGCAUUUAACCCAGAGAGCAAAGAGCUGUUGGACUUGGUGGAGUUCACAAGCGAACUCAAGACUUUGCUCGGCUCCUCGCUUCACUGGUUGCAUCCGCACGAGGACCCUCCCUUUGACAUCCUCUGGUGAACCAUCAGGCCAUUUAAUGUACAGUGCUCUAUACAGUUACUUCUUUAUUAUGUAUAUGUGUUCAAAUUAAAUUGUUUCUGUAAAGAAAGGACACUAUUAAAUAUGAAAAUAUCUUUUCCUUUAUAUAAGAGAUCUGAAUUCCAGUUGGAUGGAUUUUGGAAAAAUUUUUUUUUAACUUCAAUCAGUUUUUACAAAAUUGUUAUAUAAUGUUUCUUUAAAUGCACACAGGCUUUGGGAUAAGUUUGUUAUUACUCGGAACACACUUUAUUUUUAAAGAACACACCCACACAUUGACUUUGUUUCAUACAAAGCACUGAUUACACAGAACAUACUUUUUCUAGGUGAUGUGAUCAAAGUCGUGUGGCUUGUUUGGGAGAUAGAAUUUGGUAAGGCACUUGGUUAUAUUAUUUUUGUUUUUUUUGUUUACAGAAUUACCUGCUUUGGCCAGGUAAGCACUAUUGAAUAUAAUUCAAUAGUUUUAAAUAUAAAUUAAACCAUAUCCAUACGCAUCAACUAAUUGUAAGAACUUUUAUAUCCUAAUUUAAAAGCUGUGAAAUUUAGUUUUCACACAUCAAACCGGAUUGUUUAUAUAUGUUUAAACAUUUUAUGCUCUUUAUUUAAAGAAGACUUUGAACUAUUUUUUCUGUACCUUGUAAAAUAUUGAAAAACUAACAUAUGUUGAAGUUGCUUGAAACUGUACAUAAACUAAAUUUUCUGAAUUGUGUGUUUAUGUUUGAGAUCUGUGUUUUAACUUUGUAAGUAAAUCUUCUGCCUUUGUAUUUAUAUUUUACAAAAAUUUUCUUAAAGGCAAUAAAACUGUUGAGAAAUGAAG